AUGAGUCAUGCAGAUUUAGUUUUGGAUCUUCUUAUAUCUGAGUAUGCAGGAAAAGUAUUAUUAGGGGAGCGGUUCAAGAAUCCAGCGAAUCAGGCUCUAGCUCUCACGAGAAAUUGCAAAUCUCCUCCCCCAACACCUACUACUGGUGCUAUCACAGAAAGAGCUAGUCUAGAAUCUGCAGAAAGGGCACCGACUCCACCACUAGCAAGAUCUUCCACCCCGUUAGAGAAUACCAUUUCACCCCAAUCGAUCAAAGAGGAGUUCGACCCUUCGAAAAAUAUAUCUUCUGGUGAGUUCUUACAAAAUGAUACGAGAUUUAGAAAAAAAUACGGUAGCGAUUAUACAGGGUGCUUUCGAAUGUGUGACUAUUUAAAAAUUGCAAAUUAA
Molecule: messenger RNA, 387 nt
Organism: Phaedon cochleariae (mustard beetle)
Lineage: Eukaryota; Metazoa; Arthropoda; Insecta; Coleoptera; Chrysomelidae
Source: the annotation of a GenBank genome assembly